AUGUUCUUUUCUCGACCGAAUCUGCGGAUUGGAAAUGCCGUAAUUGUUCCGGGCCAAAAGCUAAACCGAAGCGGUUAUCUAUCCAGCCUCCAUGAGACUGGAUUGUGUAAAUACGUUUGGUGUAAGAAAGGAGUGAUAAGACUAAAAAGAGAGGAAGGACACAGAACUUACAUCGUACGAUCAGAUGAAGGCAUAGAAAAAUUAAUUUGUGAAUAUAGUGAACAGGAUUGUAUAGAGAAGGAAGACGAGGACUUAAAAACUAUGAGAUUCACCACGAACUGCGCGAUGGGAAAAGAGGUGGUGGUGUCAUCUUAUACGCCCAUAAAAGUCUAA
Molecule: messenger RNA, 333 nt
Organism: Leptosia nina
Lineage: Eukaryota; Metazoa; Arthropoda; Insecta; Lepidoptera; Pieridae
Source: the annotation of a GenBank genome assembly